Sceloporus undulatus (fence lizard) is the source of this 423-nucleotide messenger RNA. Its product is annotated as serine protease inhibitor Kazal-type 1-like. Lineage: Eukaryota; Metazoa; Chordata; Lepidosauria; Squamata; Phrynosomatidae. The coding region runs from base 64 to 309 and encodes 81 amino acids. The record is from RefSeq and is a predicted model, not a curated record. Gene Ontology annotation, molecular function: protein binding; serine-type endopeptidase inhibitor activity. The transcript is spliced from 4 exons.
CUUUCGAUCUGGGAAUCUGAAGCCAUUGCUUCCUGGACAGGAUUGUCGUUAAAAUAAACUACAAUGAGAGUAACUAGCAUAUUCCUUCUCUUUGCUGUGGGGAUUUUCUAUUCCUCAGGCAAUGCAGAAACUGAUGUCAGUGAUGGAAAAGAGCCGGCUUGUGAGCUUUACCAUGCACCAGCAUGCCCCAGAAAUCUUGAUCCUGUCUGUGGCACUGAUGGAGUAACCUAUGCCAAUGAGUGUCUUCUAUGUAAUGAGAAACGGAAGAGGAAUUUGCACCUCAACAUUAAGAAGUUUGGAAGCUGCUAAGAUGGUUGAAGUUGCAUCACUUCUGCUGAAGAACUUGAUUUCCUUAGUGCUCCUGAGGAAGAUGGACAGAUUAACUAUCAGUUAGAUUUUACCUUUAAUAAAAAUGAAAGCAUU